This is a messenger RNA of Penicilliopsis zonata CBS 506.65, 693 nucleotides long. RefSeq lists its product as hypothetical. The record is from RefSeq and is a predicted model, not a curated record. Gene Ontology annotation, biological process: superoxide metabolic process. Bases 1 to 693 code for a protein of 230 amino acids. Gene Ontology annotation, cellular component: mitochondrion. The transcript is spliced from 4 exons. Lineage: Eukaryota; Fungi; Ascomycota; Eurotiomycetes; Eurotiales; Aspergillaceae. Gene Ontology annotation, molecular function: superoxide dismutase activity; metal ion binding.
AUGUCUGCUACUCUGUUCCGCUCUUCUGCCCGCGCUGCUGUGCGCGCCGGAGCUUCCGCAGCUCCUCGGGCUUCCGGUAUUGCGGGCAUGACCUUUGCCCGCGGCAAGGCCACUCUGCCUGAUCUUGCCUACGACUAUGGCGCUCUUGAGCCUUCGAUUUCCGGCAAGAUCAUGGAGCUCCACCACAAGAACCACCACCAGACCUACGUGAACAGCUACAACACCGCGCUGGAGCAGCUGCAGGAGGCCCAGCACAAGGAAGACAUCGCGGCCCAGAUUGCGCUCAAGCCGUUGAUCAACUUCCACGGAGGUGGCCACAUCAACCAUACCCUCUUCUGGGAGAACCUGGCCCCCAAGAGCGCCGGUGGCGGCGAAGCUCCCUCCGGCGCGCUGUCCAAGGCCAUCAACGAGUCCUACGGCAGCCUGGACGAGUUCCAGAACAAGUUCAACACGGCCCUGGCCGGUAUCCAGGGCAGUGGCUGGGCCUGGCUGGUCAAGGACAAGCAGACCGGUGACAUCUCCAUCAAGACCUACGCUAACCAGGACCCUGUGGUCGGCCAGUUCACUCCCCUCCUCGGCAUCGAUGCCUGGGAACAUGCCUACUACCUCCAGUACCAGAACCGCAAGGCCGAGUACUUCAAGGCCAUCUGGGAGGUUAUCAACUGGAAGACCGUCGAGAAGCGUUUCUCGUAA